GCAUAAAUCAGCUGUUUUUGUUUGCAUUUUUGACAGUAGCGCCCCUUCACGUUUCAUCCGCACUUUCCCCACACAUGCAGACGAUGCACCCUCGACUAGGUUUCGAUUAUGAAAUCAACACCGCGAAAGUUGUAAUUUUUAAUACUGUUACGUUAAAACGUUAAACGUCCCCCAUUCGUGUAGUGAAAUGUUCCGAAGGGUUGCGAAAUUUGCAGUCCCCGGAGCGGGCUUCAUCUCGGCCGGCUUGUUCCCGUUCGGCACCAACGAAAAUGACCGAGUGGAGCACACGCCAAUGCAAAAAAUGCUUGCCGAAGCGCCGGGCGAUAAACAAACCGGCAAGGAUCGACUCUAUCUGAUGUUCAGCAUCGACGAAUUCGGUCGGGUGUCCAGCGAACUGAACUCAAUCUACCAGGCGGGGUUUUUGGGCUUUCUCGUGGGGGCAUGCUACGGUGGGUUCGUCAAUUCCCGUGUGGCCUACAUGAACUUCAUGGAGAGGAAUCAAGCCACGGCUUUCAAAUCUAGCUUUGAAGCUAAGCGCAAACUUCAAGAUCAGGUGACCGUUACCUUCGCCAAGGGAGCAUUCAAAUGGGGCUGGCGGUUAGCACUGUUCACCACUAGUUACAUAGGCAUCCAAACGGUCAUUUCGGUCUACCGUGGUAAGUCAUCCAUCUACGAGUAUCUGGUGGCGGGCGGAACAACCGGUGCGCUGUACAAGUUCAGUAUGGGCCCGAAGGGGAUGGUUAGCGGUGGACUGGUGGGCAUGGCCUUCGGCGGUAUUGCCGGAUUGGCAUCGCUGGCCAUACUGCGAGCAAGCGGGACCACCAUGGAGGAAGUCCGCUUCUGGCAGUACAAAUGGAAGGCCAGUCGAGACGAGGCCAUCAACGAGAGUUUGAAGGUGCAAAGUUCGGAGGAAUCGGAUCAACUGUUGGACGGUCAUCAUAGAAAGUUUGGUGCGGCGAAUAUAACGCUGGAUAACAUUGCAGCUGGGCAGUCGAAAGUGGACAGUUCGGUUAGUCAGAAAGAUGUGCCUGUCACAGAGAAAACUGAGAAAAAAUAAAACAAGCUAAGGUAAAA
Aedes aegypti (yellow fever mosquito) is the source of this 1074-nucleotide messenger RNA. It is a transcript of the gene 140up, whose product is annotated as RPII140-upstream gene protein. Gene Ontology annotation, cellular component: mitochondrion. The record is from RefSeq and is a predicted model, not a curated record. The transcript has 4 exons. Bases 188 to 1057 code for a protein of 289 amino acids. Lineage: Eukaryota; Metazoa; Arthropoda; Insecta; Diptera; Culicidae.